AUGUGGUCCUGGUUCAGUGGCACGGUGCCCAAGGUGCCACAGGCACCGCAGGCGCCCAAACCAGAGCGCUGCAGUGGUGAUUGGCGCCGGCGGCAGUACCAGUUGCCUCCAAAGAUGCUUUGCGCUCGCGCGCCAAGGUGGCCUUGCCCUGAAGUGCCUUCCUCAUAUUUUCGCGAGGCGUGCUACAAGCAGUUGCCCUCUCCGGGCCAAUGGAUCUGCAGCUGUUCACUUGCAAACAUGUUUGGAGGAAGACUUCUGUCGUGGGUGUGGGGGCAAGUCCCCUGCACGUUGCGAGAAGGACCUGGCAGCUCGGGCGCGCGAAGAAGAGCGCUUGAGGCUGGAAGAAGUGGCACGACAGGAGCGCGCCCAGUGUGGGCAACUGACGGCGGCUGA
Molecule: messenger RNA, 393 nt
Organism: Cladocopium goreaui
Lineage: Eukaryota; Dinophyceae; Suessiales; Symbiodiniaceae
Source: the annotation of a GenBank genome assembly